This is a messenger RNA of Panthera uncia (snow leopard), 951 nucleotides long. RefSeq names its product dysbindin domain containing 2 (gene DBNDD2). Gene Ontology annotation, biological process: negative regulation of protein kinase activity. The record is from RefSeq and is a predicted model, not a curated record. The coding region runs from base 1 to 483 and encodes 160 amino acids. The transcript is spliced from 3 exons. Gene Ontology annotation, cellular component: cytoplasm. NCBI's taxonomy places the organism in Eukaryota, Metazoa, Chordata, Mammalia, Carnivora, Felidae.
AUGGACCCAAAUCCCCGGGCAGCCCUGGAGCGCCAGCAGCUCCGCCUUCGGGAGCGGCAGAAAUUCUUUGAGGACAUUUUACAGCCAGAGACAGAGUUUGUCUUCCCCCUGUCCCACCUGCAUCUCGAGUCGCAGAGACCCCCCAUAGGUAGUAUCUCAUCCAUGGAAGUGAAUGUGGAUGCCCUGGAGCAGGUAGAACUUAUUGACCUUGGGGACCAAGAUGGAGCAGAUGUGUUCUUGCCUUGCGAAGACCCUCCACCAACCCCCCAGACAUCUGGGAUGGACGACCGUCCAGAGGAGCUGGGCCUGCCAACGGCCACGCCAGACAGGACUGCGUCCCGCACCUCAUCCUCGUCUUCCGACGACUCCACCAACCUGCACAGCCCAAAUCCCAGUGACGGCGGAGCGGACACGCCCUUGGCACAGUCUGAUGAGGAAGAGGAUGGGGCCGAUGGGGGGGCAGAGCCUGGAGCUUGCAGCUAGCAGUGGGCGUCCAUGUAUAGACUGAGCGGGCUGGCUCUUCCACACAGGAGACGAGAGGCCCAGCCAGAGCCCUGCGGAGAAGACCAGACUCUUUACUUGCAGCAGGCACUGGGGGGAGGCAAGGAUGGUGGGAUGGUGAGCCUCUCUGGGAAUCAACCCUCCUGCUUUACUGCUAACCUUUCCUGCUGCGACACCCCCCCCCCCCCCCCCCCAGUUUUUGGCUUUGCUCCUGAGGCAGGGCUUGCAGGCGCGGAGAUGGAAGAUGAGGUAGGACAAGAUGCCGCUGCUUUUCCUAGCGCCCCUGCCUCCCCCAGACUAUCCUGCAGUCUUCUGAUAGAGUCUCCUACACCAGUGUCUCUAAGUGGACGUGAACUCCUAGCACUCCCCGUGCUGUGGUACCCCUGCUCCCCCACCCCCUGUUUGGGAACAGGGCACGGAAUAAGUAAUAAACAGAUAAUAAUAUACCAA